AAUAAAUAUGGUUUUGUUUUAUUUAGACUCUGAUGUGAGCAUUCCAAAUUCGUUCGACACCGCCGUCGGUGUCGAACGAAAUGGGUUGCCCGGAUUCAAUGCGGUGCGUGAUCAAAGGUCGGUAUCGAAAUAGCGACGAAAUCAACGCGGCGGCUGUCGAUCCGCUGGCCGAACGGCGAACAGCCGUGACGAUCGCCUUUAGAAAUCGCGAAAUCUUCGCGGAGAAACGAAAGAGACGAACGGUAAAGGUAACGACAACGGUGUCGGCGGGAAUGAAGUGCACGGAGACCAGGGGGUCCGGGACCGUGACGAUCAAUUGCACCACAUCGCCGUCGGAAAAGCACGCGAACGAAGCGCCGAAGGUCGACGUCGCGCGUCCCACUUGCGGUGCUCCGGGCCCCGUGCUGGACGCGGACCUACGGAUUAGCGGUUUAGUUUCGGGCGACACCGCCGUGUCGGUUCGCGGCCGUCAUUUUGUCGAGCCGUGCACGGCGUUCCCAGCCCGUCUGUUCGUCGUGCUGCGGGACGGCGCCGUGCAGUUCGCGUCCAGCCAUUGCGAUCGGCCGGUCAACGACACGUACAUGGUCUGUCGGUCGCCGAGAGUGAGUAGUGGCGGCACCGGCCGGGCGGAUUGGACUGUCGGCGAUGGACGGCUGUUGGAUUUCGGGCUGAACGUGAUGGACUUUGCGGGCGGCGAUCAGUCGCUCUCCGUGGACGGGCCGUCGCUCGGUUAUCGCGUGCACCCGGAUCCGGUGCUAGUGGACUUCGAAACGGACGCGCGCGGUUCGGUGAUCGUCAACGGCCACCACUUGCAGGACGUAUAACCCGACAACGUCGUCGUGCGGUUUCCCGAUCUGUCGGCCGUGGGUUGCGCAGUCGUGUCGGUCACGCAACACAUCGUCGUGGUGUGCGAGCCCACCGCGUCGGUCGCCGAGUCGCGGGCGAUUUCCGUAGCGAUCGGCGAUUCACCGGAGUACACGGUGUUCAAAAGAGCGUCGCUUCGACCCGACGGUCCGUCCGCACCGACGAAUUAUUGCCGGUGUCUCGCCAUGGCUGUCCUGUCCGCACUGCUGGUGACGUGUGUAUGCGUCUCGACUCGUUGUUGUCUCCGAACGAAAAAUCGAUACGACGUGUCGAAAACGAUCAGUAACCCGCCGGUGGCAUACGCAGGAUCGCAGGACUUGCACGAGCCCACCGUUGUUGUUUGACGAUAAAUAUCAGUUAUUAAGCAGCAUUUAUUUAUACUACAAACAUUUUUGGUUACUCGGGGAGGUCGAUCAUCUAUCACUAUUUUGAUGAAUAAUAUCUUAGAACAUUCAUUAUUUGGACGAUAUCAUGGCUUAUUGCAGAAAGCUUAACAAAAAUAAAAAUUAUGUGAAUUGCUAUUCUUUCAACGGACUACUUAUACUGGUAUACACAAUGAUGUUGGUGUUUGAAUCAUAUUGUAGUACAUUGGAAACGGAGUCAAAUAAUAUCAAUUGUUCGAAUGCACUAACAUGCACUAAAUGUACAAUCAAAGCUCAGUGUCAAUGGUCCCUAGAACAACAGAAGUGUAUAAAAAAGAUUCUUAUACAUUUUUCAAGUUUAACAGCCUCUACUAUAGGGGAGUGUCCACAGUUUUCAGUUUAUAAAGAGUAUGAUUAUAAUGAUUAUUUUGUUAAUUUGAAAUACAUUGUUAAGGUAUCAAAUGAUUCAGUAGGAUUCAUAAAUUAUCUUCGAAUCAGUGAAAUUAUUUUACGAAGAACAUUAUACCGUGAUCAAUCUUUGAUCAAGGGAAUAACAAAUGAUAGUUUUAUAUUUUCAUUACGCAUAACGGCAAUAUUCUACAAAAUAUUCAAUAUUCCGUCGAUUACUGAAUUUAUUUUUAUCGAGUUCAAUGGCGUUAUGCUGCGGUUCGACAACGUCGCCGAUCAUUAUGUUACGUUUUAUAGACGUGAUGAUAAAUGUGCCAAUGACGAGAAGGACAAAUCCUGUGCGACUUGUGCAUGGAAUUACAAUGGGUAUUCUAACUACUUGAAAUGGUGUUUGAACGAAAACGUUUGUGAGGGUCGAAAGCAGUUGUACCUGAAGAACAACGCCGAAGAUAUAAUUUCUGUAGCAUCAUUACUAGACCGGCGGAACGAAGAAGUGUAUGUGACGAAUGACUGUCCUGAAGUCAACGUGACAGCGGUCCAUCCGUUGUUUGGACCGCAUACUGGUGGAACGGUGGUAACGAUCACAGUUAGAAACCACAGGAUACUUGUGGAAAACCAAAUAGUACUAGUGAUGGUGGCAGGAAUGGUUUGUACGGACCCAAGGACAUCGGGAUCCGAAACGAUCACUUGCACCACGUCACCAUGGGUAAACGUUACAGGAGGACCACCGGCUCUCGGUCCGAUCCUGGUCAAAUACUCAUCGGAAAAAGGCGGAUUAACAAUAGAAUCGUCGCAGAGAUUCCAGUAUGACGUGCGUCCUAUUUGUGGCUCACCCAGACCCGUACUGGACGCGAACCAACGACUUAGAGCUUUAGAAUCGGGAAACAUCUCCGUGCCGGUGCGUGGUGUUCAUUUCGUCAAACCAUGUGUUGUAUCCUCCGCCCAACUCUUCUUCGUGUGGCCAAACGAUACAAUGCAGUUCGCGUCCAGUGAUUGUGAUAAACCGGUCAACGACACGUACAUGGUCUGUCGAUCGCCAAGAGUGGACAGCCGUGUCUGGCGUGACGCAUACUCGUCUGAUGAAGGACUCUUAUUGAAUUUCGGACUGAAUGUGAUGAAUUUCAUUGGAAAUCAGUCGCUUUUGGUGUAUGGGCCGUCACACGGUUUUCAUGUACUCUUCGAUCCGGUGCUAGUGGAUUUUAAUAUAAUAAACAGUACUGGUUCAGUAGAAUUCAACGGGCGCUACUUGAAUCACGUGCAGUCCGACGUCAUCCUGAUAAGGAUCCCAAAAUCAUUGGCAAAAGGUUGCAAAUCCGUGCUGGACUGCUUAGUCGUGGCGGCGUGUUGUGAAGAUGUGGUGUUUUCACAACAACGUAUGAUAUGCAAGCCGAACGUGACCAUCGCUCCAGUUGCCACUGCAUCACGCUACAUCUUGGUCACAAUAGGCGAUCGGUUGUCGUAUACCGUUCCUAAUAGAUCGUCACCCCCCGAUCAUUCAGAUCUUACCGGCCCCGUACAACCAUACAUACUUUUCGACUGGUGGCGAACGAUAAUUUCCUUGUCCAUGUCGCUAUUGAUUGUUUUUGCGUUGGUUUGUUGUCUAAAGACCAAAAAUCAGUACGACUUGACGGAAAAUUUUCGUUAUCCACCGGUGGCUUUCUCAAGAUCAUAAGCUGGCCUGCACAUACACACUGCGAUGUAGUUUUAAAUCAUUAAUUAGUUUUCAAUGUAUUCAUCUUGAUUGUUAUUAUUACCUACGUAAACAUAAUAUAUUAUAAAAAAUAUACGUGUUUUAUUGCCAAUAUUAUUCCCAAAAAGGAACUUGUUUUGAUAAAAUUAAUGAAAAAUUAAUUUUAGAAUAUUCCAAAUAAUUUUAUUAUCUUCAAUGUUCUAAUGAUACCAUUAUAAAUUUAUAAAAUUACUAAUAAUAAUA
Rhopalosiphum padi (bird cherry-oat aphid) is the source of this 3567-nucleotide messenger RNA. RefSeq lists its product as uncharacterized. The transcript is spliced from 4 exons. The coding region runs from base 1336 to 3306 and encodes 656 amino acids. The record is from RefSeq and is a predicted model, not a curated record. NCBI's taxonomy places the organism in Eukaryota, Metazoa, Arthropoda, Insecta, Hemiptera, Aphididae.